Gadus morhua (Atlantic cod) is the source of this 1269-nucleotide messenger RNA. RefSeq lists its product as uncharacterized. Bases 64 to 990 code for a protein of 308 amino acids. Lineage: Eukaryota; Metazoa; Chordata; Actinopteri; Gadiformes; Gadidae. The record is from RefSeq and is a predicted model, not a curated record. The transcript is spliced from 7 exons.
CACACACACACACACUUCUUUUUUUUGCAUGACAAAUAAUUUUUCUUUCUUUCUACAUUAAGGAUGAGUUUUCAUCUCAUUAAGUUUGCCAACGGGGACAUUGCUGUGGUCCCGGAAAAUUGGUGUGAUGACGGGAUGGUGUACUGGCCAAAAUAUAAAAACACCGAACGUGCCAAAAGGGCAGCGGCCAACAGUGAGACACCAGAGUCAAACUGGCCAAAAUAUGACAUCAUGGUCAUCAGAACUUGUGACAACUACAAAGAUGCCUGUAGGCUAAUGGAGAAGUACCAGACGGGCUGCAACACCACUGAUCUUCAGUCUGAGGCAGAGGAGGAGUGUGGGCCGCCAGAUAAACGACUAAGGAAGGCAGUGCAUCACUUUGGGGACUCUGAUGAGAGUGAAGAUGGUGGCCAAUUGCACUGGCAGACUCCAACAUCUCGCCGAGGGCCAGGCAGCAGCAGCAGAGUCUCUCUGCUCUCUGCACUUGAGGAAAACUGUCUCGCACCUCACCAUGGGGCAGGACCGCAACAACCGUUGCCAAAACAACUCCGGAGAGUUACUCAAGGAACGGCAGUCCCUCCUCUUCUCCCUCCACCCCCUCCACCCCCGACAUCAACCCUGAGCCUGCGGCCAACAGAGGAGCCUUCUUCCAUCCCCGCCAUCGGACCAACAUGGCGAGGGGGAAGAAUGAAUGAGUCCAUUCCCUGCUCUGUGGCUGAAGUGCACAUCCUGAACCUGCUGGAGACGAUUAAACAGCAGCAAGACCAGCUCGUGGCAAAGGUCAACUACCUCUGCAGCAGGAUGAACAGCACCCCGGGGACAGAAGUUGAGAUGCCUGAAAAUAUUAAUCUCCCGUUGGAACACCUGGAGGCAGUGGAGGAAUUUGAGGUGUUUUUAAAAGAACCCUCAAACCACCCAGCUCGACAGAGAAUAGUGAGUCUUCUUAAUAUGAAUGGUCCAUGCUAUAAUGCUAUUAGGUAUAUUGAUUGACCAUGAUUAUUGCAAGUAUUCUAUUGAAGCAGCACUAAACAGGCCUGUCCUGAACCCCCUUUUCCCAGAUUGUGUCAGUGAGCGACAGUCUACCGGUAUGACAUUGUGUGUAAGGUGGCACAUGUCCAUGAGAGUGUGAGCCAAGUACAUGUUUAGAAAAAGAACAAUUCAAGGGAACAGGAUUUUUUUCUUGAGAGCAAAUAGUACAAAUAUAGACGUUUUUCUUUUUCUACAUUUCGGGAUGCAUAAGCUUAGAAUUGUUUACCUUGCUGAUAUUUA